Messenger RNA from Sebastes umbrosus (honeycomb rockfish), 1209 nucleotides. It is a transcript of the gene ccdc124, whose product is annotated as coiled-coil domain containing 124. Gene Ontology annotation, molecular function: transcription coactivator activity. Gene Ontology annotation, biological process: transcription by RNA polymerase II. The coding region runs from base 175 to 843 and encodes 222 amino acids. NCBI's taxonomy places the organism in Eukaryota, Metazoa, Chordata, Actinopteri, Perciformes, Sebastidae. The record is from RefSeq and is a predicted model, not a curated record. Gene Ontology annotation, cellular component: nucleus. The transcript has 5 exons.
GUGCACACAGAUUGACAGACUUCUUCAAGCCCUGCCUGUAACCAUAGGAGACGCUACGUCAUCAGAGCGCGCCCUGGUUACAGAGGUGGCAGGCAGAUGCCUCUUCGAAACAACAGACUGUCGUCUACUACCGACCGGUUUCUCCUCUCACACUGCUAAAGAGCAGCUGUCGGGAUGCCGAAGAAAUUCGUGGGCGAGAACUCCAAGGCGGCCACAGCCAGAGCCCGCAAGGCCGAGGUCAAGGCAGUGGAAGAUGCCGUCAAGAAGAAACAGGAAGAGGAUGCUAUGUGGCAGGAAACAGACAAACAUGUUCUUAAAAAAGGGCAGAGAAAGGAUGACAAGGAGAAGAAGAGACUCGAGCUUCUAGAGAGGAAAAAGGAAACCCAACGACUUCUGGAUGAGGAGUGCUCUACCAUAAAAGGCAAAUCCCUCAGGGAGACUGGACCUGGAGGAAAAGUCACUCGUGCCCAGAUCGAGGAGGUGCUUCUGAACGAGUUAGCGCAACAGAAGGAGCAAGAGCUCAAGCCGAAAGAAAAGAGCCACCUUGACACUCCACUGGAGGAGAACGUGAACAGAAUUAUCCUUGAGGAAGGAACAGAGGAAGCCAGAACAGUAGAAGAUGCCAUCGCUGUGCUCAGCACCGGGCAGGAGGAAUUGGACCACCAUCCGGAGCGGAGGAUGAAAGCAGCGUUUGCUGCCUAUGAGGAGGCCAACAUGCCUCGCCUAAAACAGGAGAACCCCAACAUGAGGCUGUCACAGCUGAAGCAAAUGUUGAAGAAGGAGUGGAUGAAGUCGCCAGAGAACCCCCUCAACCAACGCUUUUCCGCCUACAACUCAAAGUGAAUGAACUGUUUCAGCCCGUAACUCCAUUUGAAAACUGUCUGCCUAUGCACAUAGGAGACUACCAUUGAAAAAUGUAAUAAUUUCAUUUGAAAAUGAGUGUUGCUGAUGAGAGCUUCACCACUUCCCACCCAGAAACAAUCUCUCCAAUGCCAGAUGACUCAGCUUGGUUGUUCCAUUCGCUAGCAAGGAGAAGCUCAUUUUCCCCAAUCAAGGUCACAAGUGAUCACCAUGCCUGUGCAUGUGGCCUCUAAUGUGGCACUUCAAUAUCUAAUACAUUUAACCACAAUUGUUUUUCUAGCACUUCUGGGAGGUGAGAAGCCAUAUGUUCUGAGAGUAACUUAUUAAAGUUCAUCACUCGCUCAUCAA